UUGCUGUCGCCGCGUAUGUUAUGUUACGGAGGUACAAGAAAGUUUCUGUGAAACGCCGACGUUCGCCGCAAUUUCUGUGAACACACGUGGCACGAUUAGGAUACCACGUGGGUUUUACCUAUCAGGACGAUUAAUUGACACUUCUAUUCGACGAGGACAUCUCCUACGAUCGGACACCUGAGAUCCUGAUAUCGUUCUGGAGACACGCCAACAAGACUUUGCUAACGAGAUUGACGAAUUGAAAUCCGUAAAGAGGUUAGGUCAAACGGUGCCGCAUGCUUUAUAUUGUAAAGAAUUAAGCAAGUUUAGAAGAAUUUUAAUAGUGGCAUAACAUGAGUAUCUUCCUUGUCGAAAAGUUGUAAUUAAGGAAGAAAGAUUUGUAGAUUUAAGAUUUUUAUGUUAGAUUUGACAGAAACUAGCUUGUCUUCAAAUUUAAUAAAAAAACUGAGAGUAUGGCGGAUCAGAAGUUGUUUUCGGAGCACAUAUACGAUAUUAAAUUUCAAGAAGAAUUCAAAAAACACUGGCACUCUCAAGGCGAUUUUAAGAGCGCCAAUCUGGAGAUCAUAUCGAAACCUUUCAAAGUGUGUAAGAUAUCAAACUUCUUAAGAGACGAGAUCCUAGAGAACUUAAAAAGCGAAUUGGAACGUCAUGAUUAUAUACGCAAAGUCCUUGAUCUCUAUCAGUUUGAAAAAACUGAGGAUCUGCACCACUUUACUGACAAGUAUAUCCAAAUGUUGAACAGAUCUUUUUGGAAAGAUCUGAUAUCAUGGAUGAGCCGCAAUACAAACAUUGAGUUAAACGGAAAGGUCUUGAUGUCGAGCGCCCGUUAUCGUAAUACAGAUCGUUUAUUAUGUCACGAUGAUAACAUGAUUGAUAGAAGAAUCGCUUAUAUAUUGUAUCUAACUGAUGAUUGGUCAGAGGAAGAUGGUGGUGCUUUAGAUCUUUUCGAUACGGACGAAGAAGGCUCACCUAGGAAGGUAGUGAAAUCAUUAAUUCCAGAAUAUAACUCCCUAGUGUUCUUCGAAGUAGUGGAAAAUUCUUACCAUCAAGUAGCCGAGGUAUUGGCACAUGAUAAGUGCAGGUGGUCAAUCAAUGGUUGGUUUCAUGGUCCAUUAAAAAAGGAUUUUCGUAAGUCACCCAGACACGAACCAGCCAAAACUUUCCUGGAACCGAGUUCUACCAAAGUGAACUUACACUCCUGGGUUUCCAAUGAUUAUCUGGAACCCAGCAUAAUGGACCAAAUUCAAGAGGAUGUCGAGAUAUCAUCUUAUACGUUUCUUAAAAGCUUCUUGAAAGAAUCUGUGUAUCAACAAAUUGCAAAUGAUUUAACGUCGCAGGAUAUCAGCUGGCGGAUGAUAGGCCCGCCAGAUAUACGUCACUAUGAAAUAGCUGACGAACAAACUUUACCGAAACUAUUGAGAGAUUUCUGUGAUUUAUUUAAAUCUAUUUCCUUCUUUCAAAUGUUGAAGAAAUAUACAGGACUCGAUUUGGUGCCCGAGAAAACAAAGAGACCUAAGAUGACAUUAGAGUUACAGAGGUGGUCGUCGGGCUGUUAUACGUUGCUAUAUGACAAAUCGUUAUUGAAAGAUACUUCAGACGAGUCAACGCGAGCAUUAACCUCAGAUUUCUCGAUCAGUGAGGUCAACCUGGAUACAAAUAAAACGCGUCGAGAAUUGAAAAGGGAACGAACCGAUGAUGCUUCCCCAGCAAAUUCAUCUGAUAAAAGAAAGAUAGCCAGGUAUCAUGAUAGACAAUCAGACGUUGGUAUGCGCUCGAAUAAACAUGAACAUAGCGUGAAUGUAGACGAAACUUCCUCGUCUUCAGAUGAGAUGUUAUCUCAUAGUGAUACACUGGACAAUGACAACGAGGAUGAUUCUAUCAGUGAGAAUGGCGAGUUUCUGCUUGAUGUGAUAAUACAGUUCCAUACACAAGAUGCCAAAGGCACGCCGAAAACAGAAGAUACGAUAGAUUUUGUGGAUCCUGAUGCGCAGGAAGGUAUUCUAAUUCAAAUCCCAAUGCAAGAUAAUCAUCUUUGUCUAGUCUAUAGGUCAGUCAUGAUAUGUCGUCUUCAUAAAUACUUGAAUCAUUUCUAUGAUGGCUAUUCUUACACUUUUCUAUGUACAUAUUACGAGUAGCAUGAUUCUUCAUAUGAUUUGUUGAUUAAUAUUGUUCUGUUGAAACAGAUUAAAAAGGAUAGGAAGAUUCGUGUUUUAAGUCCGGCAUUGUUGUUUCGUGGUAAUCGACCAAUAUAUUUUCCUGAAUUAAGA
Messenger RNA from Atta colombica, 2267 nucleotides. It is a transcript of the gene sud1, whose product is annotated as prolyl 3-hydroxylase OGFOD1. The transcript is spliced from 2 exons. The coding region runs from base 453 to 2135 and encodes 560 amino acids. NCBI's taxonomy places the organism in Eukaryota, Metazoa, Arthropoda, Insecta, Hymenoptera, Formicidae. Gene Ontology annotation, biological process: regulation of translational termination; peptidyl-proline hydroxylation. Gene Ontology annotation, cellular component: cytoplasm. Gene Ontology annotation, molecular function: peptidyl-proline dioxygenase activity; iron ion binding; L-ascorbic acid binding. The record is from RefSeq and is a predicted model, not a curated record.